GCAAAAUAAGUGCCCUUAUUUUGGGCCAGACUAAUAGAUGUCAUUUUGGAUAAACAGUCGCGGAGAACAACCUUUACAGUGUUACUAUCACACUUUGUUUUGGGCCAGACUAAUAGAUCUCAUACACGGUACAAUAUUGAAUAGCCCAUUGAUCAGAUCACUGUUUCUUCUCUUGACAGCAUUUCCUUAGCCGCAGAAAUUCCUUAACCGCCGCCGCCGACUCGUUACAGGUUCAAUUCCCUCCAUCUCUCCAUCUUAAAAUCUCUGGCUGUGUAUUUGUGCGAAUGAUUUGUUGAAAAUGUUUGCAGGUAAAGUAGAGUCAAGAUGAGCAAAGGGAGCAUGGGCGUCGUCAAGGGAGGGAAGAAGAAGGGAGUAGCUUUCGUGAUCGACUGCUCCAAGCCAGUCGAAGACAAGAUCAUGGACAUUGCCUCACUGGAGAAGUUCCUCCAGGAGCGGAUUAAGGUUGGCGGAAAGGCCGGAGCUCUCGGCGACUCCGUCACAGUCACUCGAGAAAAGACUAAAAUCACCGUUACAUGCGAUUCCAAUUUUUCCAAGAGGUAUUUGAAAUAUUUGACAAAGAAGUACCUAAAGAAGAACAAUGUGCGUGACUGGCUCCGUGUAAUUUCUUCAAACAAGGAUAAAAAUGUCUAUGAGUUGAGGUACUUCAACAUUGCUGAGAAUGAAGCUGAGGAUGAAGAUUAAGUGUGUUAAUAAUCUUCACCUUCUUCCUUACCUUGUGGAUUUUGAACUUUGUAGUUCUGGACACUUUGAUUUUGAUAUUGAAGUACUCUUAUUUGAACAUCUUUCACUCUGUGAAUCAGUUAUUUAACAAUUGCCCAUUUGUGUUUCAACAUGUUUCGCUAUUGGAUGCAAUGUUUUGUAGGUGUCCAAAUGUCCAAUACUAAAUGAGUUCUAUUACAGAGUAUUUUUUUUGCAACUGGCUUGAUAUCAUCAUAAUGAUUAUAGUCGAUUUAAAUACAACAAAACAUAAUAGAUUUGCUAAAUGUCAACAUGUAAUAUGAGUACUAUGAUUUAAUACAUUAUGC
Messenger RNA from Cuscuta epithymum, 1046 nucleotides. The record is from the annotation of a GenBank genome assembly. NCBI's taxonomy places the organism in Eukaryota, Viridiplantae, Streptophyta, Magnoliopsida, Solanales, Convolvulaceae.